UUUUGGCUUCUUUGUCCUCCUUCCCCACUCAGUUUAAAACACUUUCUUAGUUUAGUAAUAAGUAAAUUGGAGAGGCUAACUAGUUAGCUUGGUGACUUGCUAUAUUAGCAGUGGCUGUCUAUUAUGUCCCGGCAGUGAUACCGUAGCCUGCGUAAACAAAGAAUAGAGUAGGUGUGUAAAAGUGACGAUAGGGUUGUUAUUUCAUGUCUACAAGGCUCUAAUAAUGUUAAAACCUGUAUUUAGAAAGUCAUAAACAGGUUUUCUAUGCUCUUAACUACGAAAAUAUUCUGUUUAUUAAUAUUGAAUCCUGCUUCACGGAAAUUCAUUUAUCGUGGUCGAGUCCGGAAGCAAUUAACUGCGAUAAACGAGGGACGACUGCAUUAACAUUAUAACGCUGCAGUCGUACAAGUGUGAAAAAGAUGGCAAGUGUGUAAACAUUGUGACGUAUGAAAAGAGAAGUAUUGAUACGACACACGUCAGUAUGUCACAGAAAGAGACCACAUGCAGCUUUUUAAUGUUGUUGGUGAUGAUGUGUGCGUAGCCAUAUUGUACUGAGCAGCCUGGAUGGAGACCACGUGGCUAAUUUAAAUACUUUGCAUUCCCUCAGUCAGUUUCUUCCUUUGUCACGUAUUGUUGACAGUGCAAAAUUGUACUGAGCAGCCGGGACGGAGGUACGUGUAAUGUUUCUUGCUACGCUAAAGUAAAACACACUUUUAGCGUUCGUCCUUUUGAUGCUAACUGAGCUAAAGUUAGCACAGGAUUUGCUGAAGUAUUGUUUUCGUGCAACUUUGUCCGCUAACACUCUGUACGGUUGCCAAAUUGGACGACCUUCUAAGGCUGGGGUGUCCAGACUUUUUCCACUGAGGGCUGCACAUGAAGGAUGCACCGUUUUAAUUCAUUAAACACACAAAAAUGUUACAUUUACAUAACCUGCCCCCCAGGUUAGUGAAAAAUAGCCGUCACCGGUGUCUGAUUGACAGGACAUCCAUCAAAGAGCUUAUUAUGUAAGACUCACAGGUAGUCAGCCAUUUUGGAAGGAUAUGGGCCAUGUUUUCUGUGUAAUGUUCUAAUGCGGGCCGUGUCUCUUUGGACACCCCCGUCUUAAUGUCUUGUAGCAGGAGUAGUAGUAGUAGUUUGUCUUUGUUUAACAUUGGUUGUUUCGGUAACAUUGCUAAUUGAGAAUAAUCACAGUGAUCCCUACUAGGUUGUUUUUACUACAAAGCUGCAAGCGCCGACGGGCACCGGCGUCCAGAUGGAGCAUGGCGGGGAUGAGUAAGGCGUUUCACAGAUCCCUUCUGUUUAACCCCGUUGAGACCGAGACGAGAUUGGAUAGGUGCGAGGGAGUCGGGUUACUAUAGCACCAUUCUGCUGCGCAAGAAGCGACAGCGUAAAAGAUGCAAUAACCCCGAUGGGAAACCUAAUCCAAACCCUGCUGCCAGCUGUCAUUCUCCCUCUUCUUGGCUGCCGCUUGCCGCAGGGCAAAAUGGCUCAAGCACGUAUCGCCUUUCCGCCUCUCCCUAAUCGUUACCUUGAUCAUGGCCUAGCAGGAAGACAUUUUUACACAUGUUGUCGUCCAGCACCGCAAUUCAGUUACGUCACUUAGGAAGAACUGCUGGCUAGAGUCCAGACAGCUCAGGUGUUGAUUGAAUACUCACAGGAUUAUACGAAAAUGUUCAAAACAACAUUGAAAUGAAGUGCAUUUAAGCACUCUUAAGCAGUAAAAACCUGAGUGCAUUUAUUGGAUUUAAGCUGGUGGUCAAGGUUUGCAGAACUACUAUCAGGCAGCUACUUUUCCACAGGCAAAAUGGACCUAAAAAGACAUUUAACUGAUUUGGAAAAGUACCCAAAUGUAGAACGUCUCAAAGGGAUGCGGCACUCUUGAACUCGCUAAGAUAUCAAAGUUUAUUAUUCUCACAUUAACAGAUGAAAAUGAGCAAGUGAGAUGGCAACAUGUAGUUACAUAAUAAUUGUUGGCAAUGCACACAAUGUUAUCAAUAUUUCACAUUAAAAGCAGUGUCAUUUGGAGUUCAUUUGCUUCAUUUUGACCUGUGACUGUGCACAAUAAGCUGCAUCAGCGUGCAUCUACUGUAUCCAGGAUAGGCGUGUCACAAGAUCUCGCUAGACAAGAUGUUCAGAAAAAAAAGUCUCGUGGGCACUCGGUGCUCAAAGCGCUCUGACACUGCUAGCACAUUGGCCUACUGAUGACGCAGCAUCGGGAGCAACCGGGGGUUCAGUAUUUUGCCCAAGGACACUUUGACACGAUCACGAGAGAUUUGAACCUUGAGCCAUGCCACCCUCAUGAUGACGAUGAUGAUAAAUUAAUUGAUUUAUCACACAAUAAAUGAAAAUGUACUUGAUAAUUCUGCCAUCCCUAAUAUAUUGCCAUGUGCAUGCGUGUUUGUUUUCCUCGCCAGAGUUCACUGUGCUCAUUGGUUUCAGCAGCCCGCAUGAACCAAGUGAGCCUUUUUGUCAGUCAUACAGUUCUUUUUUGUCUUGAUGGGUGGAGGCGGGGCCGCUAGCAUACACACACAGAGUGCAGAAGAGUGUAACGUAGUAGAAAUUAAAUUAGUAGAUUGCAAGGACGUCAUAUAUAUUAUUGUUUUCAUUGUACUUUUCUUCAAAGUAAUGUUAAAAUCUAGCCUCGUCUCGUUUUCGUAGACCCAAUCUCAUUCAAGAUUCAAGAUUCAAGAGAGUUUUAUUGUCAUGUGCACGGUAAAACAGCAGUUAUACCAUGCAAUGAAAAUCUUAUUCUGUUCAUUCUCCCAAGAAAAGAAAUCUCAUGUAUCGUCUCGUGACACCCCUAACAUGGGAUAUAUUUGUGUAAUCAUAGAGGGCGUGGCCUAUAAGGCCAACAUCACCCUAUAUCAGACAUAUUCAAAAAAAGCCAUAUACUGAAAUAUCAAAGGGCUACUCAUAUAUUUAUUACUUACAUACAUUUUUAUAAAUUAUUUUUAAUGUCCAGCCAUUCUUUUUCUAUGCCGCUUAUCCUCAUUAGGGUCGCUCGUAUUUGUAACACUUUUUUUUUGUUUUGAAAAAACACCACCACGCACUGCUACUUCAUGUUAAUUUUUUUAAUACAUUUAAAAAAAAUAAAUGUUUUUGCUUUAUUAUAAGUUUGAUAUAUUUUUUUGUUUUUCUUUAAAUAAAACCACAUUUCACCCGCAUGCAUGCCUUUUAUUGUAUCAAUAUUUGAACCAGCUGCUGGAAAGGUGAAUUUCUCUUGGUGAUGACUAAGGUCAUUAUUUAGAUCUAACUGCUGUGAUUGGCAGGCGACCAAUCCAGGGUGUACCCCGCCUCUUGCCAGAUGGCAGCUGGGAUAGGCUCCAGCAUACCCCCGCGACCCUAAUGAGGACAAGCGGCAUAGAAAGUGGAUGGAUGGAUAAUUAAUCCAAUUAAUUGUGCAAACCAAACCAAAACAUCCCUUUGAUUUUGUUAAAUAAUGAGCUUUGAGGUUUAAUAAUGAACAUUUCAAGACUAAGAUAAAAACAAAAACAGCACAUAGAAGGUCUUUGACUUGUGAUUUAAUUGAUGACUUUAUGACUAUAUUAUCUCUUUGCUACAUAAGUCAUGUGAGCAGGCUGUUUAAGGUUCAUGGCUGGUGAGGCAUUGACUUUGUUGGGUUUUUUAACUUUAUAUUCGUGUGCACAAAUGAAUGUUAAUUCAUAUUGAGAAUAACAAGAAAAAGAGAGCUGCAUAUCCUUUCCAGGAUAAUCUCUAUUUGUUGUGAAAGACGGCAGUGCCAAGCACCUUCGCCGUGUGCGCCUCGCCAUGUGACAUUUCAGUUUAGUGUCCGGGUAGCACGGACGACACUACACUAGAAAGGCAUGGUGUAGAAUAAAUGUGAACAACAAACAGGAACUCCCCAGAGAUCGCGCAUCACAGGUUUCUGUGUCGUAUUUGAUCAGGAAAUGUGCAAAUUCAGCCAUUUUUACAUAAGAAAAUGUUAAAAAGCGAUUGGAAUCACAAGUCACUGGACAAAUAUUUUGUUAUUUUUCUCAAUGACAGGUGAGGUCCUCACCUGCCUCACUGGCCAACAUCCUCAUCUCCCUAAGAGAUUAGACAGCCGUCAGAUCCAUGUUUUGUCCCCGUCUCCUUCCUGCCUUGCCUAACCCAUCCGCCGGGUUACACAACAUACACAGGGAUUACUCUUCAUAGUAUUAGACGAGGCACUCCAUGAGUGGGGCCUUUUAUCAUGAAAUAAAAGAGCACAAAUAGGACGUGAGCGAGGUCGACGACUUCAUAGGGCCGCGGCAGCACCUGCACGCACAAACACGCACACAGACCAAAGAUGAUGAUGAUCGUGUUUACGUUUAUGUAAAGUAUCUUUGGAGAAAUCCUUCACUAAUGAACUUUUUCUGCUGCGGUCCCCCCACUCUCUUUUCAUUGGCCGGUAUGGGAGACACUGGAGUAUAAUCUGCAGGCAUUAACUUGCUAUCUAAAAAAAGCACUCUCAACAGGGAUUAGAUUAUCGUGUGGCAAGGUCAGCGUCGACUCGCUGCGACUCUUUCACUCUGCACUGCUCUCUCGCUAUGCCGCUCGCAGUCUUUCACCUCGUGUCCGCUUUAGCUUCAGUUCCCCCCCCCGGGACAGAUGUACACUUCAACACUGCGGGUGCUUUUAGUUCCACGUAAACAUGACAUGUUAGUACACAUUAAAUACAACAAAUGUUGCAGGACAAAUGAGUAGAACAGUCCGUAGGCCACAGGAAUGCUGUUUGAAACUCAACUCGAGAAGGCAAUUUUUGCAGAGCUGAAGCUGAACUGACAUGCUGCGGACAAUGUGGCAUUACUGGAACAGUGGCAAUUCGUGGAAUGUGGAAAGUGUUAGCCUGCAUGUUUUGAUGCUGGGAUGAAAGAGAAAUGUGGGAAAAUGCUAUUCAUUUCAUUGGGAAUCUUAGGGCUGGAAAAUGUGAAAUUCCAGGGAAACUGGGACCUGGGAAUGAGCUGAAUGUGUUUUAUGUUGGAACGAUUAGAAUCGGUUGAGAAAUGUGGAAGUAGUAAGAGUUCUCAUGAUGAAACACAAUGAAAUGUAGAACUUCAUUGUCAAUGCGAGUGUUGUCACGGAAAAUGUGGAAUUACGGAAAAUGUGGGAUCUUUUUGGAAUGUGUCAACAGAUAGCCGUGUCAUAUAGAAUGAGGUGAACACUUUGAUGUUGGAAUGGUUUGAAUCGGUUGAGAAGUGUGGCUGUAGUCGAGCGUCAAAAAACAAAAUAAUAAUACAAUAAUCCCUCAUUUAUCGCCAUUAACUGGUUCCAGACCAAAGUAGGAUUCCUUCUUUGUAAAUUGAAUAUUUUUGUAGUUAUGGCAUAGAAAACUCGUUUACGAUCUUCUAAAUACGGUUUUUAACAUUAUUAGAGCAUCCAGACAUGAAAUAACACCCCUAUAGUCACCUUAACGCUCACAUUACCCAAUAUAGUUGCCAUAAUAAGAGAAAUUAAGACAUUUAAGACAUAAAUAAGACUUGUGUUCGUGUGUGUUGCAUACAGUCCCAUAAAUGCAAUCUGGACGUGCGGAGAGGAAGUGAUGUCGGGGGUAUUGCGUCACCAAGCGUUUUGCGGCUGUUGAGUUUACUGUUGAAGUAAUGCCAGUAUAUCCAAGUUUGGCAACUUGGAUCACUAAGCGCCGUUAAUCUGUCGUUUGUAAACCGAGUGUUGACUACGGUGAAUAAUGAACGUAGCGUUAAUCAUUUCCGUGAAUAAUGAACGGGAUUUAGUGAAUAAUGAACAUAUUUCAGUGAAUAAUGAACAUAACGCCAUCAUUCAGUGAACAAAGAAUGUUAAUUCAUUAACUACCAUUAUCCUCAAUAGACAAGGUGUGGUUUUUUUCUUCGGUUAAAGGACGUACUGGAAAAACAAGUAGUAAAAAAAAUUGUCUUUAUAUUCAUCCCUUAUAUUCUUCCGUAUAACAAGAGGGCACUAGACCUACUUCAAAAACACCGUUCAAAGAUUCAAAGCACCAGGUCAGAUGCCGCAUAUGCGGAACACAAACCGCUGCUGGUUGUUUAUCGGGAGAGCGGAUUAGUCAUUGUGAUGUUUGACGAUACACUCGCUAAUGUUGGCUUACCCUGUUGCUUUGCCCAAGCUCUGAACGCUGCACUUUUACACUCCACUGUCUCCACUUUGCUGUCUUGGCUUGGAUAAAAGUUGUGAAAAUGAACCAAACCGUGAGCGUAAAACCGAGGUACGUGUGAUUCUGUCGUGAAGCAUGACAAGUGUUUGCUCAUACGAGACAAUGCCGACAGCUUACUUGUUGACAGUGGCAAAUGUUUCUCGGAUUUGUGGAAGCUCGGGAGGGAUUACUUGAAGAUGAACGAAGGGGGCUGGGGGUAAUGUCCGAAAAAUACAAUCCCUCUUUAUAUAUUUACACAACAUUUAGCCUAAAAAACAGCGACGCGAUCCGUGUAUUAGGUUUUGUUCCAUGCUCUCCCGUUUGAUGAAAACAGACAGGAUUAUUAUUGGGGGGGUGGGGGGAAACAGUUAGCGAUGUGAGGUGCGGCUUAGCGAGCGAGCUUUGAACAGAAGCAUAAGGACGGUCACAUGCUAUAUCGCCAGUCAGCAGUAGCUUGGCACGGGCCCGCUACUGGUGGUUGGGACUGUUUGGAUGACUUCAGCUCACACACACGCACACACGCACACACACACACACACGUGCACACUAUUGGUAAAAUGUCUGAUAGUCUACCUGUUUACAACCAAAGUCCAUAAAUAGGGAUUUUGGACGGACGCUUUGGAGAAUUAAUUCAGAUGCUAUUUUGAGUCCCUGGCAGGAAAUGACACCCGUGGUUUUGGUGCAUGCACGACUCACCGGCAGUAGCUAUUUUCAUGCAAGAACACACACGCACGCACACGCACGCACAGAGAGACAUCAGAGCGCACUAACCAUAGGGAGUUUGUGCUGAGCUGGUUGGGACGUCAGGAUGAAUCAAUGCGGGGACAGCUGAGUGGACAUGCCUAUUCAUCUGCCAAAGAAAAGAGAUGAGAAAAGGGGAGCGAGGGAUUCUAAAAGAUAUGAGCUUAAGCCCCCCUGGAGCAACAUGCUUGCACAUUACUUUGCAGGCAUACUCCAAAGGGAGCUUUGCAAAGCAGGAGAGGUGAAAAGGACAAAUAUGUACGUGUCUUUGACGCAUGCAUGAGGUAGAUGUUGCAGAUGCCAAGAAUGUAGGUUGCUUUGACAAAAGGCUCACCCCAGACUGACGAUGGCCUGUUUAUUCCCAUCUGUUGACUUCAUCCCCAUUGUGUUAACCCAUUGCUUUAACCUUAACCCCCUAAUUGCCACCCUCCACUUUUCUCGUGCACAUCCUCCACACCCCCUCCUCUCAGAGACAGUGUGCCACAUUAGCCAUACGCUAAUCUGAUGGCGUCUGCUUUAGCAAACACCUGCCAUGCCAUGACGACAAGGCCCAUCCCCUGUUAUUUUUUUAUGUUAUAGCCUACUGACUUUCCAUUCAGCCUCAACCACUUCAGCACAACAGACACAAUUCCGAGCCAUUCAGUAACCGGCUAACCCCAUAUAAACUGUAGCUAACAUGAAUGGCGCCAGUGUUGAACCCCAUAAGUGAGACUGACUUCACAUUUCUCACACGCAAAACGUUUUACUUACUUAGCAACAAACUGUCUAAUUUGUCUAACGAUGCUAAAACUUUGAGUACAUCUGUAUUCAAUGCAUGCCUUGCAAAGCAGUGUGAGCACAACCCAUAGGGGGCGCCACAAAUAGUAAUUUACUGUCAUUAGGACACACAUUAUUGGAUGGAUUUGUUUGUGGAAACUCUUCUACGCGCUCUCUUCUUGCGCUUCACACAAAAUGACAAAAUGUGUCAAAAGAUGCUCACCGACUAUGUUGCCUGUGCUGUUAUUUUUCUGACAAAUACACCACACGGUGGCGCUCUUAUUAAACCCCAUGAGUCAAAUUGACUUGAAAUUUGUCACUCAGCUCUACAAAACACCCACUGUAACUUUAGGGCGUUCCGCCGACUCACCAAAUUUGGUACGCAGCUUCAGAGGACUGACAAGCACAUGUGUGUAAAAUUUCAGUUAGAUGGGUUGAAAAACAUGGCCGCCAUCAAGCAAAAUGUUUUUCUUACUUAGCAGUUGUCCAUAAGCCAUUAACUAUUUGUCGAAUGAUGAAAUAAUUACGACAAAAGCUUUUUAAAAUAAUGUUUUUGUCCUCUUCUUCCAGUAGAAUGGAUCCAACCUGCGUGAUGAGGACAGACGUCUGCAGACAAGCUAAAAAGUCUCAAGCUCUUUUUCGGUUCCUUUAUCUGUUGUUUUUGCCCACGUCGAGGCGCCGCCGACAUGCAGGCCGCGGCCUCUUUUGCUUUAUAACAAUGACCCUCUCAACCCCCCUCAACGAGAGCUGGAGGGGCCAGACGUUGAGUCGAUGUGACAGUUCUGGUGCGGCCGACACAAUGGCAGGUUUUACUUUUUUUACUGCCCGGCCAGAGGAGGUUCUUCCUGGUCACAUGUCGCGACCCUGUCAAGACUUUGGGAGCAUUGUGCUGCAGAGUACAAGCACAUGUCUCAGUGGCACUUAAACCUCAUGGAAUCAUCAUUCUCCUCAUACUGAGCCGCUAUUAUUUACAUGCGUGUCUAGAAGAUACUAGAAGAUGCCACAUGAAUUAAACAGCAAUGUUUAAACAUUUACCACCGUUAGACCUUCUUAUGUCAGCACUUAGCCCCGUCUCUACGCGCCACUUUUGUUGCAACAAAGUUGGGUUAUAAUGGAUUAUUGAUCAUGAAUUAGAGUGUGCUGACCCCCGAGGGCCCAUCCUGGUUUAGCCAGGAAUGAAUGCAACCCUUCAUGCUUCACCUCACACACUCAAUUUGGACACACAGGCCUGACCCUCUCUUAAUACAUGCAGACAGGCGCCUCUCUCCUGGCGAGGGGACAAAGGUUACACUGGAGACUUGUGUAAUUGCAAAUUGUCCUUAAUGGAUUAUUGGUGCAGAAGUCGGGCUUCUUUUCCCCCUAUACUGUAGUGACCCAAACCAGCUUGGACUCAUAUGAGAACAAUCUGGGGGAAUCUGGGCUUUGGUUGUGUUGAAAAAUCAACCGAGGAGACAAAGACAUACGAUGAAGUCAACGGAAGAAGGGUUGAAAAUGAAGGGUGUCUUGGUGCACCGUAAUCACUUACCUCGGUUUUCUUAUCCGCUCGUCUUGGUGUGUUUAUUUCACCGGGAAGGGUUUUCAAGGCUGACAUACACGCUUUUGGGAUGUGGGAGGAAGUACCCGGCGUGGGGAGAACACGCAAACUCCAACAGAGAGAUGUCCCAAUGUUCAUCACGAUUUGUUCUAUUUCCAGGUUCUCUUGACCAGCGAGGAUGCCUCCCCGUCAAAUACCAGGAUGACACACAAGCGGUGAUGCUUCCCAUAUUUUUGUACAGCCUACAAACUUUUUGAACGUUGUUUUCAAAGAAGUCAGCGACCACUCUGCAGUGCUCGAGAAGCGGCGAUGGAGACCAAAGGGAGGGAGGAGGCUCCAUCAAAACACACGGCAAAGGCGGAGACGGAGGAAGACGUGAGCUCCGGUCACACCUGCGGCGUGUGCGGUCGCAGCUUCCCCCUCCUCAGCUCUUUGUCCCAGCACAUGAGGAGACACACCCGGGAGAAGCCGUACAAAUGUCCCUACUGCGACCACCGCACGGCCCAGAAAGGCAGCCUGAAGGCGCACAUUCGGAGCCACAAACUGGGCUUGUUCAGCCACAACCUCGGCGACAGGGAGACAGCGCAAGGAGGGGUGGAGACCGUGGAGAUGCCCGGCACCCCUGAGGACAUAUCCGGCAAAGAUCACAAGGCCAACGGGAAGGUGAAGAAGAAAGCCAGCAAAAAGAAAGCCAAAGGUGAGGAUUCUGCGGUUGAAGUUAAGGAUGGUGACGGGUGGGACGGCGCCGGGCCCUUCGUCUGCAGCGUCUGCAACCAAGUCUUCCCUCAGGUGCUGUUGCUCAAGUCGCACAUGAAGCGCCACCGCAGCGCCCAGGACCACGGCUGCCGGAUUUGCGGGCGCCGCUUCCGUCAGGCGUGGUUCCUCCAGAGCCACAUGCGCAUUCACCGGGUCAAAGCCCAGCUGUGGGGCAGCAAGGGUCAGGAGUCGCCCGCCACCAUUAACGGAGUACCCCAGGAGCCAGAGGCGCUGACCAACGACGAGUGCCUCUACGAGCUUUGCGCCGGAUGCGGCAACUUCUUCACUGACGGUAAGACCUUGAGGAUACACGCAAGGCUACACAAGCUGACCCACAGCCGCCAAGUAGUGCAGGACUCCGAGGCCUCUCAGUUGAAUGUUACUCAGAAUCAGUUUUUGGAAGGCCUGAACCUCACUCGUGCUGGAACACAGGAAGAGGACAAAAGUCAAGGACGGCGGAUUCCAGAGCUGGAUCCCGUUUGCAGCUACCAGGCUUGGCAGUUGGCCACCAGGGGGCGACUGGCGGAGGCCACAGAGAAAUGUCUCGGCUGGGAGGAGCGCCUCGCUGACGCCGAGGUGGCGUUCGACACGGAGAAGGGCGAGUACGUCCCCAUCAAGCAGGACAAGAAGAGGAAGCAAAUGGACGCCACAGGCCCCGGCGUGAAGAAGAAGAAAGGCGACGCGGGCUUCGAUCAGGCAGCAAAGAGCCUGGCUCACGCUAAGGCCGUCGCCACCGACAAGAAGAUUUGUCACAAAGACCGAAUCCUCCUGAACGGACUUGGUCACGCGUUCUAUGAGGCGCUGCAAAACAGAAAGGUCAAAGAGGACGGCAUCUCACCCAAACACACCAGCAGCAGCAGGAAUAAGGACCAGGAAGACAACAAGCCUUUCUUGUGCGAGCACUGUGACUUCCACACCGCCGACGCCUCACUACUCAGGUCUCACGUGCACGCGCAGCAUCGGGACACGCAGGCGUCUCGCGGCGCACAAAGCUCGCAUCCGGACAGCCGAAGCGUCUCCAAGGCUUCACGGUACAUGGACUACCUCAGGAAAAGGAGCGCCUUGCUUUGUCAGCCAUACUGGAACCCGUACCCUGGACCGCCUGGCUUGGGGUUGGCGGAGUUGAACAUUAAAACAGAGAAGGGCAAUGACGGGGCCGUUGAAGGGCAAGGAAGCGAAUUGGACAGUCUUCUUAACUUGUCUUCAGUGGAUGGAAGUAAAGGACAAGUGUCUUGUGCUGUCAGAAAAGAAGGCCUGGUGAGACAUCAGUGUCCAUACUGCUCCCAUACCACCUGCUACCCGGAGGUGCUGUGGAUCCACCAGCGGGUGUCCCACAGGGUGGGCACCAGCAGCUCCGUGGCUCCAAAGUGGGCCCCGUGCGCUCACAGUCUUAAGAGCCCAAAGAUGGGCACUUCCCAGUGGAGGCGCACGGGGCCCCCGCCGUUCCUUGAAGGGAAAGACUGCCCGGCAUUGCCUGCUCCCAGGAGUCAGCGCACGCAACCACCAGGUGGCGCUGCCAGUAACAGCAGCAGCAGCAAGCAAGAGACAGCUGCCAAGAGCCAAUCAGGUGCCAAGCCCAAGCCUCAGUCGAAGGACUCCAAAUCAAGAGCAUCCGAGAGGAAGUCUGGUGAGCAGAAGCGGGCGGCAGAGGGGGCCGGCAAAGCCCCCAACACCCGAGCCAGCUCGUCCGCCAAGAGUGCCUCUGGGAGAACCACGGCGGAAGGCAACUUCCCAAAAGAAGGUCUCGGCUUCAUGUUAGCUCGAAGUCACGGCGGGGCGCCGUCCAAUUCACCCACAGACAGACUCCACCCACAAAGGCGGCCAUGUGACUCCACCUCAGCUCCCAAAGGCGCCGACCUCUGGGCUGCCAUGAGCAUGUGGGGCCACAGAGCCUACUUUGAACCGCUGCUGUUCGCUCAGGGAAAGCGGGACGGCACCGCCGCCGCCGCUGCCGCCGCAGCCGCCGCAGUAGACACGCCCGUGGACUUUGACGUCUUGAGCCUCCUGAAGAACUACGGUCCUCACGAGCUGGCGGCUCUCUACCAGCACUGGGGCUUCGUGGACCCCAGGCUUGAUCCACAAGCAAUGUUGCAGCUCAACGGGACUUAUGGAAAUGAAGUCCAUUCCUCCUCUGAAGCUUCCAAGCAAGUGACCAGUCGCUCCACUUCCACCUCAGGGUCUCUCCAUAAAGGAACAUGAAAACAGUUCUUCGUCCUCCAUAGUGAUAAACUGAUGAUCAAUGGCCCCCACCGUGACUUCCUAAAAAAGAAUAAUCAUCGACGCACUUCAUUGUUAUGCACAACAUAUGCAAACAGAUCUUGUUUUUUUUUAAGUGCACCGUUUGCUAGCAGAUAUGUUGCAUGGAAAUGAGCUGGAAUGGGAAGAAAAUGUGAAGCUAGAAAAAAUACGACCUAAAAACAUGUGAUUGUAUGACAGUUCUGUCCUUGCAUUUGAUUGAGUAGGCCCAUCCAUCCAUCCAUCAUUGUUUAGAUUCUUUCUCGGUCGAGAUUUCAACCGUUUGAUCAUUUGAAAGCAUGCCAAACGGAUUGGAGGGCGUACAGCGCGAACACUUGACAUUCCCAAUUCACUGCAAACAUUUGACUUGUUGCCAAACUGUUCCACUGAAUAAGUCUCCUUUCCUUUUUACUUGUGAAUACACGCACUGGUCUCCUACAUGCUAGCAAUGUCCUGAUUUAUGACCUGCCAGCUCCAAAGACUCAUUACUGUUCACCUCAUUCCUCACUUUUAUGUGUUUUUUUUUAGCGUGUCUUCAUACUUUUAGUUUCCAUUCCCUGUACUGUAUUUAUGUCCCAUAGCGAGAGAAACAUGAUGUGUUUGUACCAAAAACAAACAACAGAAAAGCCAUCAACUUGUGACUAUUACUGAGAGUGACGGGUACUGACUAUAAAACGUUGUUUUUUGGAUCGUUUGUACAUUAUAGUUUUAUUUAAUGUUUUUUGUUCGGAGUGGAAUUGUAACACUCUCUGAGUACUUGAUUAUUUGUAGUUGGAAAUGUUGAAUGAAAAAUAAAGUUGU
Dunckerocampus dactyliophorus (ringed pipefish) is the source of this 12929-nucleotide messenger RNA. Its product is annotated as zinc finger protein 516-like. The transcript is spliced from 4 exons. Gene Ontology annotation, molecular function: DNA-binding transcription factor activity, RNA polymerase II-specific; RNA polymerase II cis-regulatory region sequence-specific DNA binding. Bases 9447 to 12092 code for a protein of 881 amino acids. Gene Ontology annotation, biological process: regulation of DNA-templated transcription. Gene Ontology annotation, cellular component: nucleus. NCBI's taxonomy places the organism in Eukaryota, Metazoa, Chordata, Actinopteri, Syngnathiformes, Syngnathidae. The record is from RefSeq and is a predicted model, not a curated record.